AUGGUUACCAAAGAGGAGAAAGUAACGGACCUAGGCUCAGAGAAUGAGGAAACUGGAUUUUCCACGGCGUACAAGAAGGAGCAUGUCUUUGAGCAAACUAGGGCACGUAUAACCCAACAAUCAGAGAAACUGAAGGAUGGAGAAACACUAAUCAAUAUCAAGAGAAGUGAUUUGGCUCUGCACACGAAAAAUACAUUCUUAGAAUUCUUCAAUAAUGUCAUUAGGGCAAUGUUCACACCGCAGGAUGAAACAAUCAAGAAAGAAUGGUUCAAAGAUCCCGGUAGUGAAACCAUCCAAGAACUACUGGUAUUUUAUUUCUAUAGGUGCAUUUUGACUACGUUUUACCUUAUCUAUUCCAUUUGCGCAUUAUAUCAAUAUACAAUCAAUAGGCUGAAAGUUUAUUUUUUAAGUUUGGCCUAUAAGUGCAAUGAUGAUCCAAGUGUGAUUAGUGCAGAUGUGAAUAAACUUCCAAAAAUACCACGCCACUUGGCUGUUAUUCUAAACUAUAAGAGUGAACAAGAAGAAGGAGGAGGACUUGAGGGUCUAUGUAAUGAUGGCGCAUCGAUUGCUGCAUGGUGUGUCUCGAGCGGUAUACCAAGUCUAACAAUUUACGAAGUCAAUGGGAUCCUAAACAAGUCAGUUCCCGAACUAACUAAGGCCAUCUUUAAGAAAUUUGAGUCUUACUUUGGUAGUGAAAGUGUUCCAAAUUUCCUGAUAAAAGUUCCACAUUUGAAUUUAUCCUAUUCUGGCAUUGAUGGUGUUCUUGUGGAUAACUCGAGCCAGCCGCAACCUGUGGAAUAUGAUAUUGAGGUCUCAUUGUUGAGCCGAGUCGAUGGCCGGUCAACUAUAGUUGAGAUGACCAAGGUUAUGGCGCAGAUGGUCAAAGCGGGAGAACUAGAUAAGAGACACGUUAAAAUGAAAUUCUUGGACCACGAAUUGAAGCAGUUGAUUGGAGAAGAGCCUGACCUCAUCAUCCUCUUCCAACCAUACUUGGAUUUGCAAGGAUAUCCGCCAUGGCAUAUCAGACUAUCGGAGAUGUACUGGGAACCAGAUAACGAAAACGUCUCUUACAUUGUCUUCCUUCGAGCAUUGCAGAAGUUUUCCACCUGCAAAGUCAAUGUCGGUAAGUGA
Molecule: messenger RNA, 1131 nt
Organism: Pichia kudriavzevii
Lineage: Eukaryota; Fungi; Ascomycota; Pichiomycetes; Pichiales; Pichiaceae
Exons: 1
Coding region: 1-1131 (376 amino acids)
Cellular component (GO): dehydrodolichyl diphosphate synthase complex; endoplasmic reticulum membrane
Molecular function (GO): ditrans,polycis-polyprenyl diphosphate synthase [(2E,6E)-farnesyl diphosphate specific] activity
Source: RefSeq, a predicted model, not a curated record